AUGGACAUGAUCUCUUCGCCCGAGGACUCGUCUGAUAACGAAAUCACCACACCUGUCAAUCAGACUGCCAACGCCGCCGCGCCCGUUCCGUCGCCGCCAGACUCGCAGCGGCAACCGAUGCCCACGGUGCCGUCAGGCGCUUCGAUUGCGAACUCGAAUGGCAAGCGGCCCUUGCAGACUAUCAGCAACGGCGCCGACGACACAGAAGGUGUGACAGAGCUGCGCCUAGCAUGUGCUGCGCUGGGCGUGUAUGAGGACAUGAGACUGAUGGGGACAGCAGAAAUGGCCAACGCCAACGGCAAGUCCAAGGCCGAAGCGUCCUUCAAGACCCAUGCGAGCAGUGGCUACACCUACAGCAGGCCUGAGGACGAACCGGGUUAUGCAUGGCUGAACAAGAAGACCCAGGACGAGAUCACUCGCGCGUUAGAAGGUCUACAACACAAAGACUGUAUGCUCCAGAAUCGCUAUGGAGAUCCAUUCGAUGCCGCGGCCAAGGAAAAGGCCAUCAUUGCUAGCUUGAAGCAGCAGUAA
Molecule: messenger RNA, 531 nt
Organism: Sphaerulina musiva SO2202
Lineage: Eukaryota; Fungi; Ascomycota; Dothideomycetes; Mycosphaerellales; Mycosphaerellaceae
Exons: 2
Coding region: 1-531 (176 amino acids)
Source: RefSeq, a predicted model, not a curated record